UUUGCCCUGUUUCUCCACUUCAGUCCAUCAUGGCAAUUGAUAGUGGUGGUGCUCAGAAUUUGUUAAAUCGUUCUAUACUCGAUAAAACAACAAAAUGCAUCCGUUCAAGUAUUUGACGAAGGGGCACUGGUCAUCUAAAACAUGUCCAAGCAGAAAAAGCCCCGCAAAGGGCAAACGAAAACUCUUGGGGAUGUCACGAUCAACGACUUCGCGAAUUCUUCAGCUCCUAAGCAUCGGCCUAAGAAGUCCAGUACCAGCGUCACGACCAUCAUCAAGCAACUAGAAGAUCACGAAACUCAAACUCAAUCAAAAUCAUGGGAUGACCAAGAAUUAGAUGAUUACGACUACAUUAAGCAAGAAAAUGAAGAUGGUGAAGUAAUUUACGUACUUAAAAAGGUUAAGAAAGUCAAUUUAAACACAACAGAUGUCACUGAAUCAACAAUUGACACUGGCAAAGACUAUCCUGUCGAUAUCUGGUUCCUAAUAUCAGAAUAUAUCAAACCGGAAGACAUUGGUACUUUUGCGCGCAUCUGCCGCACUUCUUACAGCAUAACAAACACCGGCAAGUUUUGGUUCUCAUUAUAUAAACGAUAUUAUAAGAAAACAGUCGAAUUACCAAGAAGACUACAGCCAGAUUGUAUGUUUCGGUUGUAUGGCAUCCGAAUGCUCGUUAUCAAAUCUUUAUAUUAUACGUAUCCGCUGUUUGUGAAUCAGUUGAAAGUCAUCAAGACUGAAGAGCAUCCGGAUGUGUUGACCAAACGUAUGUGCACGUUGAUGUGGCAUGUGAAAUUCAAAAAUCAUUGGGUGUAUUAUUUUAAACUCAAAGAAAUGGUGUAUCCACCGCAUUUAAUAUCGAAUCGGGAUGAAAAACGUGUGGAUUUGAUUGAAUUGUUGGAAGAUGUCGCUGCGAACGUUGAAGAAAACUGUAGAGUUCUGCAGAUUACAUGUUUGAGUUUCAUUCCGGUACUUUCUGUGCAAGGGUUAUUUCUUACAUCUGUUGGUGUGACACUAUCGCAAGGUUUUCGUCACAAUCGUGUACAGCUAAUAUUCAACACCAAUUUGAUGCAUGGAAAGUCCACAACUGAAGGAACAGUCUGUAUUCUUUUGGAUCCGGUAAUAAAUGUGCGUAUUUUGGACUGGUGGCACCCAUUGUAUCCGCAUAACUACAAUCUGAACCUGUUGGUAAAUCAAAACUUGAAAGAAAUUGAAUAUUAAGAAUAAAUAUUAACUAGAAAAUUACAUGUCGAUAAAAUUAAGUGUUUUGAGAUGGAACCAGAUACAAAUUUAACUCAAAAUCAAAAUAUUUGUGGGAUAUUAAUAUGAUUAUUACAUUAUAAUCAAGGUUGUACAAUAAUUUUUAUGCUUAUGCUAUGUUAAAUAGUUUAGAGGUUUAUUUCGGGGUUUAUUUGUAAAAAUAUUCUUGUUACUAUUUUAUUACUAUUAUGGGAUGCAUUCUUAUUUCAAAUAAAAAUUAUGACCAAUUUUGCUUAGAAA
Molecule: messenger RNA, 1494 nt
Organism: Dalotia coriaria
Lineage: Eukaryota; Metazoa; Arthropoda; Insecta; Coleoptera; Staphylinidae
Gene: fsd
Product: transmembrane protein fates-shifted
Exons: 3
Coding region: 142-1215 (357 amino acids)
Biological process (GO): regulation of protein stability
Cellular component (GO): SCF ubiquitin ligase complex
Molecular function (GO): protein binding
Source: RefSeq, a predicted model, not a curated record